Messenger RNA from Ixodes scapularis (black-legged tick), 408 nucleotides. Its product is annotated as acanthoscurrin-1-like. Lineage: Eukaryota; Metazoa; Arthropoda; Arachnida; Ixodida; Ixodidae. The transcript is spliced from 2 exons. The record is from RefSeq and is a predicted model, not a curated record. The coding region runs from base 1 to 408 and encodes 135 amino acids.
AUGCAUAUAUAUUGUAAUAAGGGUAUUCGUAGAGGCUACAAUUCUUUUCUACCUUUGACUGUGUUCUGCUUGGUCAUCGCCGUUGCUUCAGCCGGCUACGGUCUUGGACUUGGAUACGGACUUGGCUACGGAGGCAUUGGAUACGGCGGAAUCGGAUACGGCGCGCUCGGACGUGGCUAUGGAAGUUACGGAAUUGGCAUUGGAGGUCUAGGCUACGGAGGCCUAGGCUACGGAGGCCUAGGCUACGGAGGCCUAGGCUACCGAGGCCUGGGCUACGGAGUCCUGGGCUACGGUGGCCUAAGCUACGGUGCCCUUGGCUACGGGGGUAUCGGUUUCGGCGGCGGCGGAUACGGCGGAGGUUUCAAGAAAGUGAUCGGCUACGGGUACGGAGGUGGACUGUAUGGUUGA